Geodia barretti is the source of this 816-nucleotide messenger RNA. NCBI's taxonomy places the organism in Eukaryota, Metazoa, Porifera, Demospongiae, Tetractinellida, Geodiidae. The record is from the annotation of a GenBank genome assembly.
GGAGACCUCGAACGCGCGGUGGAAGCCGCCUGGGAGGCGCGCGACACGCUCUCACCCGCGAGCGGCGGUGCCGCCGCAGACGCGGUGGAGACCGCGCUCACCCUGCUCGAUUCCGGCGAGGCGCGCGUUGCGGAGAAGCAGGGCGACGACUGGAUCGUCAACCAGUGGCUCAAGAAGGCGGUGCUGCUCUCCUUCCGUCUCAACGACAUGGCAACGAUUCCGGGCGGGUACGACAAGGUGCCGUCCAAGUUUGCAGGCUGGGAUGAAGCACGCUUCCAGGAUGCGGGCUUCCGCGUCGUGCCCGGCGCCAUCGUGCGGCGCUCGGCCUACGUCGCGCCCGGUGUGGUGCUGAUGCCCUCCUUCGUGAACAUCGGCGCUUAUGUCGAUAGCGGCACCAUGAUCGACACUUGGGCCACGGUGGGGAGCUGCGCGCAGAUCGGCAAGAACUGCCACAUCUCCGGCGGCGCCGGCAUCGGCGGCGUGCUGGAGCCGCUCCAGGCGAACCCGGUGAUCAUCGAGGACGACUGCUUCGUCGGCGCGCGCAGCGAGGUGGCCGAAGGCGUCAUCGUCGAGCAGGGCGCGGUGCUGGCCAUGGGCGUCUAUGUCGGCGCCUCGACCCGCGUGGUCGACCGCGCGACCGGCGAAAUCCAUCGCGGGCGCAUUCCGUCGUAUUCGGUCGUGGUGCCGGGCUCGUUUCCGGGCAAGCCCCUUCCUGACGGCUCGCCCGGCCCCGGCCUCUAUUGCGCGGUGAUCGUCAAGCGGGUGGACGCGGGCACACGGGCCAAGACCUCGAUCAACGAGCUUCUCCGCAAUUGA